Molecule: messenger RNA, 520 nt
Organism: Amphimedon queenslandica
Lineage: Eukaryota; Metazoa; Porifera; Demospongiae; Haplosclerida; Niphatidae
Product: tryptophan--tRNA ligase, cytoplasmic-like
Exons: 3
Coding region: 168-500 (110 amino acids)
Biological process (GO): tryptophanyl-tRNA aminoacylation
Cellular component (GO): cytoplasm
Molecular function (GO): tryptophan-tRNA ligase activity
Source: RefSeq, a predicted model, not a curated record
AACUGAUUCAGUACAUAACCGUAUCAAUAUGGAUAGGAUGGGCGUCGUGCCAGGACGCGUAGGCGAGCUCAAGUUUUGCAUAAUGAUAUUAACCUAGCCCAUAGCAGCAAAAUAUCCUGCUGGACAAAGGACAACAAGUUGAUUUCACUAGGAAAAACGGUUCAACAAUGGCAGCAGAAUCAGCUCAACCUAAAGAACAAAUUGUUGAUCCUUGGACAGCUAAAGCAGGAGAAGGGGAAAAGAAGAUCAACUAUGACAAGCUCAUUGUUCAGUUUGGAAGUGAGAGAAUUGACGAAUCCCUUCUACAAAGGAUCGAGACUCUAUCAAAGAAACCAGCCCACCACUUUCUCCGCCGAGGAAUUUUCUUUUCUCACAGGGAUGUUUCUGAUAUCUUGAAUGCAUAUGAGCAAAAUAAGCCAUUUUUUCUAUACACUGGGCGUGGUCCUUCAUCGGAGUCUAUGUAUCUUGGGCAUCUUAUUCCAUUCCUUUUUACCAAGUAAGGAAAUAUGAAAGUGUGUGU